Molecule: messenger RNA, 2183 nt
Organism: Tribolium madens (black flour beetle)
Lineage: Eukaryota; Metazoa; Arthropoda; Insecta; Coleoptera; Tenebrionidae
Product: nostrin
Exons: 10
Coding region: 312-2024 (570 amino acids)
Cellular component (GO): plasma membrane; cytoplasm
Molecular function (GO): protein binding
Source: RefSeq, a predicted model, not a curated record
GAACAGCAACACUGUCAGUGUCAGUUUGUUGUUAACAAUGCGCAAAACGUAAAUUUUGAACCUAGGUUAAUUGACAAGGCAAGGGUCACUAACGGCCACUUUUGAUUAAACUAAAUUGAGCGCAAUUCGAGAAAUCGGCCAUAUAAGCGCAAUUAUUAUUCUGCUCUGAUUAAUUUUGUGCGGUAGUAGGCAUGGACGUUACGAUUUUGUUUUGGUGCAAAUCCGAGGAACAAGUUGGCCUUGCCUGAUUUUUUUUUUUUCAAAAGUGAGAAAGUUUGUGCAAAUUUUGUGAGGAUUAUAAUGGUUUAUCUAUGGUGAAGCAAUUAAAACACGGAAUGUCGGUUUUUAAGGAUAACAAUUGGGGCCAAAAUGGGUUUGAAGAUCUUAGAAGAUACGUCAAACAAGGGGGCGAUUUUUGCAAAGAACUCGCCACCAUCCUCCAAGAAAGGGCCGAGGCCGAGACCCAAUACGCUAAAAACUUGUCAAAAUUGAGUUCAAAACUGUCGCGCGCUUGUCGCGACGGCGUUGGCGGUUUGAACGAGGCCUGGAAGGCCGUCGCAAUCGAAUUAGAGACCCGUGCUGAAGUCCACCGACUGAUGGGCCAAGUCCUUUCGGAGGAGACGGCCAAACCGCUGCGCAACAUGACGGAAAAUCAGCACCGGACGCGGAAACAAUGCGAAGGAACAGUGGAUAAAGCGGCCAAAUCGUUGGCCGAGUGGAGAACAGCUGAGGCCAAAAGUAAGAAACAAAGCCAUACGUGUGCCAGAGACAAUGAGAAGUUGCAAGAUGCUGCGAUUUUGGAUACUUCGAGGACGGGGAAGUUGACGUUGAAUAGGAGCAGUAGUUUGAUCCAGUUGGCUCAUAUGCAUAAUAGAAAUACGCCAGAUAAAGAAAAUACCAAGUUGGAAGGGAAGAAACGCAAGGCGGAAGAUGCGGUGAAGAAAGCUGAUAUUGAAUAUUACACGCUUUGUGUCCGGGCGGAGAGGGCAAGGCUGGAAUGGGAAUCGGCCGUCCUGCGAGGCGUAAACACCUUCCAAUCCCUCGAAGAAGAGCGCUUGAAUCACUUGAAAACCGUUCUAACAUCCUACCUUCACCACAGCGCCGAACUUGGACCUAGACUAAUCGAAGCAUCUGAAAGACUCAAAGCCCCGGUCACGCAGGCUGAAUCGGGUAAAGAUUUGAGCACUUUCAUUAAUCUAAGACAGUCCUCUCAACAAGUGUCAGAACAGCUUUUACCGGACUUUUAUUGCGAACACAUUACACUGGCUAUGAAUCGGGAACGGCGGAAGCAGGCUUUGGUGAAAUUGCUACAUUUAAUCCGGCAAGACAUCGAAAGGGAAAGGAAGUCGAAAAAUGGACUGGAGAAUUUGUCAAAGGCGAUUAAACAAACGCCGAAUUUUGGUGCUGAGGAUUCGCAACAAAGUGUCAGCGAAAAAUUGUAUCAUAUGAAAUCGAUGUUAACGUAUUUGGAAGGUGCGAGAUAUAAACUACACAAUGCUUUAGCGGAACUUGAUAGUAAACCUAGGUCGGGGCAUCCCCUGGCGGCACAUAUUACCAUAACGAGGGAUAAAUCGGGAUUACAACAGAGCAUACUUAAGGUGCCCCAGUGGCUGAAAGAGGAGUGGUUUGAGCCCGAGAAGAGCCCCCUGAGUGAAAAAUCCGUAAAAUCCGGCAAGUCGGACAAUUCCGACCCCCACAACAAUGACAUCGCCGACGCCGAAUGGCCCGACAGGGGGGCUGCCGACGGGAACUCCAAUCAGCCCGACUCCGAUUUCGAUGAAUUUUCCUCGCAAUGCAGCAGUGGGGGAAAUCUUUGCAGCACGGAAGAGAGUCCAGUGCAGCCAAUAGCCCAAUGCAAGGCUUUAUACGCUUAUACCCCCAAUUUAACCGACGAGUUGGCUUUGCAACCGGGGGAUUUACUCUCAGUUUACAGACAACAGGACGAUGGCUGGUGGUUGGGGGAGUGCAAAGGGAACGUCGGGAUUUUUCCUGCAACUUACGUCGAGUUGAUCAAUUCGAACUAAAGACUGGAAAAUAAUUCCACUGGGAUAAACACUGUACAAAUAAUUUUAACGUUUCUUCCCUAGCAAAGUAGAAAACUCGCUACUUUAUCCAAUUUUUUUAUUUCUAAAGCAUUGUAUUAAUAUUUUGUUAACAUCAGUGAUAAUAAAAGUAUGCAUAAA